Messenger RNA from Danaus chrysippus (African queen), 642 nucleotides. The record is from the annotation of a GenBank genome assembly. NCBI's taxonomy places the organism in Eukaryota, Metazoa, Arthropoda, Insecta, Lepidoptera, Nymphalidae.
AUGAUCUCAAAGGUUUUAGUAUUGGUAAGUCUACUGGGAGCAGCAAGUGCUCAACAUUAUUCUCACGGACAAGCGAUCUCAUCACAGUCCAUCAUUCGUCAUGACAACCAACACGGAUACAACCACGUUCAACCUAUCGCCGUCCAUUCAGCUCCAAUCUCAUAUCAUCAACCUGCUAUAGCUGUUCACGCUGCGCCAGUCUCUAGUCACGUCAGUGUUCAACAUGCUGCUCCAAUCCUUCAACAUGCUGCUCCAAUCAUUCAACAUGCUGCUCCAAUCAUUCAACACGUCGCUCCCAUAAGACACGUAGCUCCCAUUGCUCAUGUAGCUCCCGUGGCUUAUCAUGCAGCACCUGUUCAUGCUCAAGGACAUCAAGAAUAUUAUUCCCACCCCAAGUACGAGUUUGAGUACAGCGUAGCUGACACUCAUACUGGUGAUAUCAAAUCUCAACACGAAGCUCGUGACGGUGACCAAGUGACCGGCUCCUACAGUCUUCAUCAACCUGAUGGUUCAGUACGUACCGUACACUACAGCGCGGAUGCGCACAGCGGAUUCAACGCUCAAGUAGAAAAUUCUGGUCCUUCAACACAUGUCCAACCUCAACCUCACUAUGCUCCUGUUCAUGUACUUCCUCAUCACUAA